CAGCCCCGGGUUAUUUCAAAAGUGUUUCGCAACACAACGUGGCACGAGUUGUCAGUGAUGAUUGUGUUGUGCAACGAAAUCGAACACUUGAUCUAAUCAGAUUUUAUUCAAACAACUUUCACUCGAGAGGGAAUGCGAAAAAUGCAUGAACCCAAUAAAUCAGCAGUAUCGCUCUUAACUGAAGAAAAUCGCGGUAUGUGUAGAAAAGAGACUGACAGUCCCUGGUCCUGGUUGGUUUGCUUUUGUGCAACUGUUAUGAUCGCUUUGAUGUUUGGAAUCUCGCUCAACUUUGGAGUUCUGUUUCCAGUGUUAAUGGACUACUUUCAAGAGUCACGAGAAAAGACAGCAUGGGUUGGUUCAGUCGGAAUAGCCUUAAUAUUUGUCCUUGGACCUUUGACAAGCAUGUUAGUGAAUCGCCUUGGCUGCCGUUUAACAGCAAUAUUGGGUGGAUUAUCAGGAUCCAUUGGUUUGUUACUAUCAUCUUUUGCUUCAAGUAUUUAUGUUAUAUAUGGGACUUACAGUGUUCUGUUUGGAUUUGGAGGCAGUUGCAUUUUUGUGUCAUCUUAUGUGGUAACAUCACAGUACUUUGAAAGGAACCGAUCCAUAGCAACUGGCAUUCUUGCCUCAGGAACAGGGCUGGGUGUUCUUGGCAUGGCACCAGUUCUUCAAGGCUUGUUGGACUACUUUGAUUGGAGAAAAACUUAUCGUCUAACUGCAGCAAUUUACUCAGCUGUUUGUGUCCUUGGUCUUACAUUUAGUCCAGUUUUAGUAAAUAAGGAAAAAAGUGCAACUGAGAAAGAAAAUGAGGUACUUGAAGACUUAAAUGAAGAGAAAGGAAAGAAAAUAGGAAAAUCAAACAAGUGGAUAGACUUCUCAGUCUUUAAGGAGAAGGUGUUUGUGGUUUUAACACUCUCAAUGUCAGUUGCCUUUAUAGGGCACCACAUCCCAAGGUUACAUUUGGUGAGGUUCUCAGAGGACCUCCAUGUUUCAGCUGAUGCAGCAUCAAGGCUUUUUAUCUACAUUGGUAUCACAACAUUUCUAGGCCGACUACUCAGUGGAAUCCUGUGUAACAUACCUGCUGUGAAUCCCGUCUAUGUGUUCAUGGUUGGUCUUGCGCUGGAUGGCUCAUCUGUUGUUUUGCUUACUCAGGCCAAAGACUAUGGGUAUCUUAUAGCAUUUUCUUUGUUGUAUGGCUUGGCAGAUGGUUUUGAAAUAGGCACAUUUAACAUUUGCAUGAUGAAUAAUUACUUGGAGCCUAGGAAGAGAGCAUCUGCUUUUGGUUUAAGUGCUAUCUUCUAUGGAACAAUGACUGCAGCUGGACCUCCCCUAGCUGGUUUUAUGACAGAUCACCUCCACACUUAUGUGCCAUCUUUUAUCAUGGCUGCUGUCGUAGAGUUUACAGCAGCAGCACUGCCUUUAAUCCUUGUCUGUGGCAAAAAACAGGUGAAAUAUGGACUAAAUGAACAUUCUGAGAGAGAAGACAGAGAUGAACAUCUGAGACCUGUGGUAUGGGAAACAACUUUGUAAAGAACUCUAACUUGGAUGAAAAUUAUGCUGGCCGACGAAAGUUGCACAAUUUGGCAGAAAUGGUCAAGUCAAGUUUGUUCUUCCCUCUUCCUAAAUACAAAACAACUUAAUUCGUUUCAUUCAAAAAUUAGCUAACAAAUUAAUUUUCACACGUUUGUUGAUGGUUCAUUUUUAAGCCUCACCAAGAAGUCCUAAUAAAUAGCGACUGUAUAACAGAGAAAGCCAGACCCGUUACCCGCCAAAGUGGCCUAUGACGCGCGACCCUUGACCCAUGACUCGUGACCCGCGACUCGUGACCCGCCACCCGCUACAAUUGCCUGCGACAUGCAACCCUCGACCUGUGAACGGUGGUCCGCGACCUGUAAGACAGUAAAAGAUAAAGGCUUCACCAAGAAGUGCUAAUAAUAGAUAUAUGUGUAACAGAGAAAGCCAGAGAAAAAGCAAACCAAUCAAGUUCAAGGCAACGUUAUUUAAUAAAUCUAAAUAUGAGCAAAUAAAUCGAAUUUGCACAUGUUUAAUGACGAUUUACUUGUAAGGUUCACUAAGAAGUGGUAAUAAAAGGUAACUGUUAUAAGAGAAAGUCAGAGAGAAUGCCAAAGCAAUAAACAC
This is a messenger RNA of Pocillopora verrucosa, 2136 nucleotides long. Its product is annotated as monocarboxylate transporter 4. The record is from RefSeq and is a predicted model, not a curated record. NCBI's taxonomy places the organism in Eukaryota, Metazoa, Cnidaria, Anthozoa, Scleractinia, Pocilloporidae. Gene Ontology annotation, biological process: transmembrane transport. Gene Ontology annotation, cellular component: membrane. Gene Ontology annotation, molecular function: monocarboxylic acid transmembrane transporter activity.